AUGUCCUGCCAGCAGAACCAGCAGCAGUGCCAGCCCCCUCCCAAGUGUUGUCCUCCCAAGUGCCCCCCUGUGUCUUCCUGCUGUAGCCUGGGCUCUGGGGGCUGCUGUGGCUCCAGCUCUGGGGGCUGCUGCAGCUCUGGGGGUGGUGGCUGCUGCCUGAGCCACCACAGACCCCGCAGAUCUCUCCGUCGCCAUCGUCACAGCUCUGGAUGCUGUAGCAGUGGUGGCAGCAGUGGCUGCUGUGGCAGCAGUGGAGGCAGCAGUGGCUGCUGUAGCAGUGGUGGCAGCAGUGGCUGCUGUGGCAGCAGUGGAGGCAGCAGCUGUGGCAGUAGCCAGCAGUCUGGGGGCUGCUGCUGA
This is a messenger RNA of Onychomys torridus (southern grasshopper mouse), 357 nucleotides long. RefSeq names its product late cornified envelope protein 1A-like. Gene Ontology annotation, biological process: epidermis development. The transcript has 2 exons. Bases 1 to 357 code for a protein of 118 amino acids. The record is from RefSeq and is a predicted model, not a curated record. Lineage: Eukaryota; Metazoa; Chordata; Mammalia; Rodentia; Cricetidae.